CAGCCCAUUUCCUUUCUUUCAUUUAUCCUCCUCCUCCUCCUCCUCUAGCCAUAUUCUAUCCCCAACCUCCAAAAAGGAAAAAAAGAAGAAGAAAAGCUCAUAUUUUUGUGGAAAGGUUUCAAUGCCAUUAAUCACCAUCUGAUGAGAUUACUCUUCAAUUCCCAGAAAUGGACGGUCUUACUCUCGCCACCGUCACUGCUAGCAGCACCACCACUGCUAAUAAAUCAAUCUUUCCUUCACUUUCAGUAAGAGUAAAUACGAGAAUAACAAGUAGUAGAAGAAGAGAAUUAUGGUUUCCUAGAAAGAACAAAUUAGUGGUUUAUGCGGCUAAAGAAGAUGAGCCUAAACUUGACCAAUACGACCAAAUGGAGCUCAAGUUUGGCCGCAUGCUUGGUGAAGACCCAAAACUUACUCUUGCUAAGAUAAUGGCUAGAAAGGCAAACCCAGACGUGUCUUAUCUUGAAGUUGAAAAAUCAUUUUACAAGAACAAGGGCAGAAUAGUGGAAAUAAAGGAGCUUCCAUUUGAUGUCGCUAAGGAUAAGAAAUCGUCAAAUUCGCUGGAUGGUCUGAAUUUGGUAAGGCCUGUUCCCAAAGAAGGAGUUAAGUUUCAAACUGAUGAGAAGUUAAAACUACCGGAGAUAAACAAGCUAAGUAAACCAAUUGAAAAAACCAUAGAUUAUACUAAGCGUAGUAUUCCUAAUGUUAUCUUGAGAAAGCCAGCUAUGUUUGUUGAGGAUGAUGUGGAAGAUAAGCCAUCUUCAAGGUCUAAAGUAAGGAUCCAACCAAAUCUGACAUUGAAAAUGAGAAAUAAUCAAGCCAAUGAGAAGUUUAGUGAUAUGACUCUAUUGAGAAAGCCAGAACCAGUGAGUGUUGAGGAAAAGCAAGAGUCUUUGGAUGGGGCUGAGACUAAAAUUAGCAAUGGCGCAACUGAAUUGGGAACAGGGAAAGAAGAGGAUGAUAUUAAAUAUAGUGGUUUUACACUAUUGAAGAAGCCUGAAACUUCAGUGAGUGAUGUUGAUGAAUCUUCAGAAACUGUGGGCAGUUCAGUUCCAAAGGAACAAGAGCUUGAAGGAAUGCAGCCUCUUGAGAAAAGCAAUAUUGGGCCCACAGAUGAUCAAUCUGAUAAAAAAUUGGUAGAUGAUUCCGUCAAGUUCUCAGUUGAUACUACUCUGCAAGGAAAGCCAAAGAGAUUAGACCAAUAUGUGAAAGAAACAUUGGCAUCAACUAGAGAAGAGACAACUCUUCUGCAUCCUGAAAGUUAUGGAAAUGCUGAUGAACUUAAAAAUCUCCCACCUAUAUCACCAAUAGAGGAUGCUGACUGGUCCAGGGCGGAAGAUCUCUUCAAGACAGGAAAUAGGGGUGAAGUGGAGUUAGUUAGCGCUAGCACAAGAGGCUUUAUUGUAUCUUUUGGCUCAUUGGUAGGAUUUUUGCCGUACCGUAAUCUUGUGGCCAAAUGGAAGUUCUUAGCAUUUGAGUCUUGGUUGAAACAGAAAGGGCUAGACCCAUCAAUGUAUAAGCAAAAUUUAGGAAUUAUUGGAAGUUAUGAUGUCUUGGACAAGAACUUUGAUUCAAGUGCGGAUCAAGAAAUUAACAAAAAAAUUGGAGGAGAAAUUACACCAAAUAUGAAGCUGGAAGAUCUUCUAAGGAUUUAUGACCAAGAGAAACUCAAAUUCUUGUCCUCAUUUGUUGGUCAGAAAAUUAAGGUGAAUGUGGUAGUGGCUGACAAAAUACUGCGGAAACUAACAUUUUCUCUGAGGCCUAAAGAGAAGGAAGAGUCAGUUCAGAGAAAGAGAAACCUUAUGGCUAAACUUCAAAUUGGCGACGUUGUGAAAUGCUGCAUCAAGAAAAUAACAUACUUUGGAAUUUUUGUUGAGGUUGAAGGUGUGCCUGCAUUAAUUCACCAGACGGAGGUGUCAUGGGAUGCGACGUUAGACCCUGCAUCAUAUUUUAAAGUUGGUCAGAUUGUGGAGGCAAAAGUUCAUCAAAUGGAUUUCACUCUUGAACGAAUUUUCUUAUCUUUAAAGGAGAUUACGCCUGAUCCAUUGAUUGAGGCCUUGGAGUCUGUGGUUGGUGAUCGUGAUUCCAUGGAUGGGAGAUUACAAGCAGCGGAGGCAGAUUCUGAGUGGGCUGAUGUGGAAUCACUUAUCAAAGAACUUCAACAAACCAAAGGGAUUCAGUCUGUAUCUAAAGGUCGUUUUUUCUUGAGUCCUGGGUUAGCUCCAACAUUUCAGGUGUAUAUGGCAUCCAUGUUUGAGAACCAAUAUAAAUUGCUUGCUCGAUCUGGAAACAAAGUACAAGAGGUGAUAGUUGAAGCAUCAUUGGAUAAAGAAGAAAUGAAAUCAACAAUUUUAUCAUGCACUUACAGAGUGGAAUAGUUUAUUGCCAGUGCAACUUUUGUUUAAUCUUCUAGACAGUCCUCUUGGAUGAUAUAAUAUGUUGCUAUAUUGAGACUACAAGAUUGGCUCUGAAGUCUUUUAGAGAGUAAAGACAAGAUCUUGUUUCUACUGUUUCUCAUUCUUUAGAGGGCAGAGUGGUGCUUUUCACGGUGUAAUAGAAAGGAAGUAUUGAUAUAAAGGGUUGUCAAAUUUACAGGUUAUAGUCACAGUUGAUCAGAAAAUUCAGUUCAUGUUGUAUCAUAUUUUAGGAGUGAUACUUAUUUCUUUUUUUCUUUAUAUGUGAUUCUUCUUUCUUGGCC
Ricinus communis (castor bean) is the source of this 2695-nucleotide messenger RNA. RefSeq lists its product as uncharacterized. The transcript is spliced from 14 exons. The record is from RefSeq and is a predicted model, not a curated record. Lineage: Eukaryota; Viridiplantae; Streptophyta; Magnoliopsida; Malpighiales; Euphorbiaceae. Gene Ontology annotation, molecular function: nucleic acid binding. The coding region runs from base 168 to 2375 and encodes 735 amino acids.